UUGUAGCACAGUAGCCGAAAGGAAGGGAAGCAUCCAAGCCAAAAUUCUCCCGAGGAAGAAAGGAACCCAAGGGCAAAAAAAAGGCUGCACACUGGAAGACGAAGGCAAACCCUAGUCGCUACUCCACCACAGCGCCCACCUCCCCGAUCGGGCUCCGAUUCCGAUGGACUUCGCGGAGCUGGAGGCCGUAGAGGGCCUCCGGUGGCCGUGGCACUCGUGGCCGCCGACUGCCCCCGCGGCCGCGUCCCUCGUCGUGCCCACCGCCGUGCUCUGCUCGCCGCUGCAGCACCCCACGGCGCCCGACCUCCUCCCGCUGCUCCCCUACGCGCCGCUCCGCUGCGCCACCGCGGGGUGCGGCGCCGCGCUCAACCCUUUCUCGCGCGUGCACCACGGCUCCGCGCGCUGGUCCUGCCCCUUCUGCGGCGCCGCCGCCAACCCGUUCCCGCGCCUCCUGGCCCCCGACGCGCUCCCCGCCGAGCUCUUCCCCACCCACUCCAGCGUCGAGUACGCGCUGCCCCCGGACCCCGCCGAGGCUGGGGGGCCGGGGCCACCUGCGCUAGUGUUCGUGAUCGAUGCGGCCACCGCGGCCGAGGAGCUGGCCGUGCUGAAGGACGAGGUGCGCAGGGUCGUGCAGGGGCUGCCCGAGGGGAUCAGGGUGGCGCUCGUCACUUUCGCUGCGUCCGUGUGGGUGCACGAUCUUGGAUUUGAGGGUUGCGCUCGGGUGGUUGUGCUCAAUGGCGAGCGUGAGCUCGAGUCUGACAAGAUACAAGAACUACUUGGUGUUCACCGUUCACCGUACAAGAAGUUGGCUAUGCCAAGGUCCACUGAAGCGCAGCGGUUUUUGCUGCCUGUUUCUGAAUGUGAAUUUAACAUCACAUCUGCAAUAGAGGACCUGGGCUCCAUGUCUGCAUGUCCACGUGGGCAUCGCCCUUUAAGAGCAACUGGCGCAGCGAUUUCCACCGCUAUUGCUCUUCUAGAGGGUUGCUGCUCACCUAGUACCGGUGGUCGGAUUAUGGUCUUUACAUCUGGUCCUGCAACAGUUGGUCCAGGGUGUGUGGUGGAAACUGAUCUUGGGAAAGCAAUUCGUUCUCAUCGUGACAUAUUCAAUAGCAAUGCACCACUGACUGACAAAGCACGUGAUUUCUAUAAGAAAGUAGCGAAGAGGUUGGCAGACCAUGCAUUAGUUCUUGAUCUAUUCGCCUGCUCUCUUGAUCAGGUUGGGGCUGCAGAGCUGAGGAAUCCAAUUGAAGUGUCAGGGGGUUUAAUGGUGCAUACAGAGUCAUUUGAGUCUGAGCAGUUCAAAAGCUGUUUUAGGCAUAUGUUCAAGCGUGAAGGCACCAAUUACCUUAAUAUGAACUUUAAUGCGACGAUUGAAAUAGUGACAUCAAAGGAGGUGAAGAUUUGUGGUGCCCUUGGUCCCUGCAUUUCCCUCCGUAGGAAAAAUAGCUCAGUUAGUGAUAAGGAAAUUGGUGAAGGUGGGACAAAUUAUUGGAAAACUAGUUCACUGAGCAGCAAGACCAGCAUUGCCUUCUUUUUCCGAGUUGAUUGCAGUCAUAAAGCUGAGCCCCCGACUGUCUUCUUUAUUCAGUUCAUGACAAGAUACCGACAUGGUGAUGGUAGUUAUCGCCUAAGGGUAACAACCGUUGCAAGAAGGUGGGCUGCUCCUCGAUCUCCUGAAAUUGCUGCAGGGUUUGAUCAGGAAGCUGCUGCAACUGUUAUGGCCAGGCUUGCUGUUUACAGGGCAGAGACAUACCACGUUAGAGAUGUUAUACGAUGGCUUGACAAGAUGCUUAUCCGCUUUACUGCUAAGUUUGGAAACUAUGUUCCUGAAGAUCCAUCUACGUUUCGGCUGUCAACAAACUUCUCCUUGUAUCCGCAGUUCAUGUACUACUUGCGGAGAUCACAGUUCAUUGAUGUUUUCAACAGUUCUCCCGAUGAAACUGCUUUCUUCAGGUUGAUGCUGAAUAGGGAGGGAGUUGUGGGGUCUCUAAUCAUGAUACAGCCUACUCUAUUCCAGUACUCAUUCGAUGGACCACCUAUUCCUGUGCUGUUAGAUGUCAGCUCCAUCUCUCCUGAUGUCAUUUUACUAUUUGAUUCAUACUUUUAUAUCGUGAUUCACUAUGGCUCAAAGAUUGCUCAAUGGAGGAAGCUUGGCUAUCAUAAGGACCCAAACCACGAAAAUUUGCGGAAGCUCCUUGAAGCACCAGAAGUAGAUGCAGAGGCACUACUGGUAGACCGUUUCCCUGUACCAAAACUCAUAAAGUGUGACCAGCAUGGUAGCCAGGCCAGGUUCUUGCUUGCUCGGUUGAAUCCAUCUGUGACACAGAAAACACAGCUUUCAGAGGGAUCUGAAGUCAUUUUCACUGACGAUGUUAGUUUGCAAGUGUUUAUUGAACACUUGCAGGAGUUGGCUGUUCAGAGCUAGAAAGUCAUGUAGCCUGACUAUGUCAGUUGCUAUUCCACUUUGGUCCAUUUAAGGUCCUUAAGAUAUAGCUUUAAGAGGGACCAGACUUCAUAUUCACAGAUGAAGUUUACUUGCAAGUUUUUAUUGAACACUUGCAGUAAUUGGUUGCGCAGGAUUAACGUGUUCAUGUGGAUUAUUUAUAUGCAAUUUUCUGCUCACUUGCAAAUACUGGGGAGCUCUACAGCCUGGAGGAGUGAGAUCUCCCUGAUUUGUACAUUGCUCAAGCUCCAGUUUGAUGUAAGCCAAUUACAUUUUACUAGUUUUGUAUAGCAUGUGGUUUUAUCCGCUGGGAAUGCUGGAUUUUCUCCAGAAAUGAUUGUUGUGCAUUCCUUCCAGUUCUUGCUGUGAUAUCCAAUGGCACCAUUGUUCUGUUUUAUGGGGGGUAGUUGCUGUUUUGUAGACUCAUUAGUUGGUAUUUAAGCACCAACACAAAGAGAUAAUAUAGCCUUCCUCUGGUUCUCACCA
Sorghum bicolor (sorghum) is the source of this 2929-nucleotide messenger RNA. RefSeq names its product protein transport protein sec23-1. The record is from RefSeq and is a predicted model, not a curated record. Bases 164 to 2425 code for a protein of 753 amino acids. Gene Ontology annotation, molecular function: GTPase activator activity; zinc ion binding. Gene Ontology annotation, biological process: COPII-coated vesicle budding; COPII-coated vesicle cargo loading; endoplasmic reticulum to Golgi vesicle-mediated transport. Lineage: Eukaryota; Viridiplantae; Streptophyta; Magnoliopsida; Poales; Poaceae. Gene Ontology annotation, cellular component: COPII vesicle coat; endoplasmic reticulum exit site. The transcript has 2 exons.